AUGGCCGAGGCAGCGGCUGAGAAAAACAUGGACACAACCCAACCCAAAUCCCGACCUAAAACAUCAGUGGUGUGGGAAAACUUCACCAAGACUGAAAAGGAAGGCGUUCAGUGCAACAUUUGCAAAGACCGUUUUGCAUGGCUGGCUCGGGAGUACAUCGAUGAUGCGUGA
Xyrichtys novacula (pearly razorfish) is the source of this 171-nucleotide messenger RNA. The record is from the annotation of a GenBank genome assembly. Lineage: Eukaryota; Metazoa; Chordata; Actinopteri; Labriformes; Labridae.